AUGACGGCAGGUUUAUGGAUACAGAUUCACGACGGACAAAUAAGAGGCGGAGUGGAGUGUGAGUCAUGCUCAAACAUUCCUCAUUCUCCCUUUCAUUUUGUCGUGACGCCGUCUUCGGGAGCUUCUCCCUGCCAAAUUAGUUUCCCGGCGAAUGCGUCCUUUGAAAAGAAUACGAGAUGUUUCUCUUUUCUCGUUUCUAUGGUUCACCCGAUGAGUUCUUGUGCUCCGAAAUAGAAAAGGGAGAAAGGGAGAGGAAGGGAGUCUUUGUGUGUUUGCCAAUGGUAACAAAGUUCUGCUCCGCGGGGCCGCUCCAGUGUUUUCCUUCCGUCGCCCCCGGCUUAUAGGCCCCUCUUGUGCCCGAGGAGGCGAGCAUGCCGCUCUCGCGCACUCGCAAUUUUGGAAAUUGCAUGAGCCUCUUCCUUCCCCGUUUUCCAUUUCUCGGACUGACGGGGCGGAUGGACGGGUGGCAAAAUAUUCCGCCGCCGCCGCCGCGUCGUUGCCCAUUGUUUGCCCCCGUUUCCGAAGAGCCCGCGCAGGCGGCUCUCACACACAUUCUCUCGGUUGAAUUCAAUUAGGUCAGCCAGUUGUGUGUGUAUGUAUGCUCUUUUGCUCUUAACUCUCACUCGGUUUGUCCCUCCAGCACACGCAGAUUUUGACAAAGUGACCGAUAGACAGGAGCAGCAAGAGAAAAGUUUGAUAGAUCAGAAUUACAUCAAAAGGAUGAAAAGCACGGAGAGAUCACAUGUUUCAAAUUUGUUGGGAAACCCUUCACCUCAUGUUUCCGAUGGGAAGCAACGCAUUUAUGCGAUUCGUAAUGUGAGCCUUCGGAGUCUCUCACACUUUUCUGUUUUGAGAACAUUCCCCCACUGCUGAUUUACCUAAUUUCGGGAGACGUCUUACGUGCAUUUGACGCAUUCUCAUGCAUUUAGAAUUGCUUCGGUUUGAUUGAAGCCUUGCAAAAGACACCCCCACCUGUCAUUCAUAGAAAUUACCGAAUAUAAGGGUUUUGCAAAAAUUGAAUUAUCACAAUGUUUUCUUCUCUAUCCCCGUAUAUAAUUAGAUCAGCUCUCCGAAUCGGCAAAAACUCAAUGAUCAGCUUCAAAAGCCGCUAAUCAGCAGGUGGAAAUAAUAGAGAAAGUCUCGACUGCUAUUUUAAUAUUUAGUAAUAAGUCUUGUUUUGCCACUGCUCAGUUUCAAAUUUCUUCUUGUUUUCCUUCCUCCUCUCCUCACAACUUUCCCAUGUCCAAUGACCGGAAACACACCGACGGAAAAUGACGUUUUGUGCAUAUUUCCUCUCGGAUUCUUUGCUUUUCUUUCAUUCAACAAAUUUCCUUUCAGAUAUGGGGUUAGGAGCCGAGGAGAAGAAACCGUUGCUGGUGCAACUCAACGGACAAUACUAUGAUAUCGCGGAUUUCGCCACGAAACAUCCCGGCGGUGCCAAGGUACGAAAAACAGUGGGAAAACGAACAAAACACGCAAGUUUCUCAGGUUUUGAACCGUCUGGCAGGCGAAGAAAUUGGAGAGUACAUUCGGGGAGAGAAGAGGAUAAUGGGAGUGAGGCACGAGCAUUCGGAAGCCGCCUACAACAUGCUCGAAAGGUACAAUGUGAACGCGAUCCAAAAGGUGAGAAAAUAUGAAAGAGAGAGAGAGAGAAGGAUUAUGGGUGCCACCAUUGGGUGGAAAUGGAAGUGAACAAAGGGAAAGAGUCAUUGAAGAGUUGCAGGGCGAUCCGCUAAUCGAAUCAAAGGGAGGAAUGCUCUUCAAAGUGGGCUCUCUGGGCGCAGAAUACUGGCAUUGGAUCCAUCAGCCGUAUGACGGUACUUUGAGGUAAUACACUACUUUUCGAAAUAAUCUGGGGAGUUUGUCUAACCGAUGGGGCGGAUUAUCCUCCGAACCUUGAUUUAAUCGGAUUUCAUCAACUUCUAGACUGUUUCAUUAUUCCAGACUAUUCGAUUCGGAUCUUCUUGAAAGCAUGACUCGAACGAACUGGUGGGUGGUCCCGGCCGUCUGGAUCCCAGCCGUCAUGCUCUUUUCCGUCUUCUCCGUGCUCUCAUUCUCCGCCUCCACAGGUUAGUCGGCACAGAGUUCCGCCCGUUUCUUUUUUACCUCAUUUCUUCUCAUUCUCUCUUCAGACGCUCACUUUACAGAUGUCUAUAACUCGGUGCUCCUUUGGUCUGCGUGGUUCGUGAUCGGAGUACUCACAUGGACACUCACUGAAUACAGCCUCCAUCGAUGGGUUUUCCACUGGAAACCGUCUCCCGACUCUCCAAAUCAGAUCCUCCUUCACUUCAUGCUCCACGGACUUCAUCACAAAACGCCGAUGGACGGAGAUCGCCUCGUUUUUCCACCCGUUCCGGCCGCGCUCAUCGUCUCCGUCUUUUACAUCGUCUACUCGAAUACUUUCCAAUGGUAAUUGCAAACCCUUCUUGUUCUAUUCUACUUCCCAAUAUUAUAGGCCAGUUUUCUGUGCUUUUGGAGCCGGAAAGCUGUUCGGAUACGUUAUGUACGACAUGGUUCACUACUAUCUGCAUCAUGGAUGCCCACGGCCUCACAGCAAUAUGCAUUUCAGAAAAGUUUAUCAUCAUAAUCAUCAUUUCAAAAAUUUCGAUGUUGGUAAGUCAAAACGCCUUAUAAAUGUUUUCCCAGCGAAAACAAAACGUUUUUCUGCAAAAUUUCGCCCUUAAAAUUCAAAAUUUGGCUACUUUCUCAAUGGAGCGCGUUUGCAUCAUUCACCGCAAUGGAAUUCGAAACCCCCUAUUUUCCGCUAUUUUCGGCCUAUUUUCUCGUUUCAGGCUUCGGAAUUUCGACUUCGCUCUGGGAUUAUGUGUUCCACACACUUGGCAUGGGUCCACUGUAACAUCUAAUCAACAUUUAUCACAGAAAUCUCGUCAUUUGUUAUAUUAUGCUACGGCAUUGUCCCAAUUCCCUGCGCCUCUUCUCCCGAUUCACUUCAAUUUUUCUCGCUCUGAUUUGUACAUAGCUAUUUAUCGACUUUUUUGUCAGCAAACUCUCGUCUGUUCCAUCUAGAUUACUCGCUACUCAACUCGUGCCUGUUAUCCUCAUUUCGUACUGGUUUUCUGAUCAUUUUGUGAUUCUUGUUGUUUUCUCUUCUGCUCGUUAUUCAUCCAGAAUUGAAAAUUGUUUCUAAUCAAAUGAAAUUUAUUGUUAUUUGUCGGAUUGUUUAUCUGAUAAGUUUAUUUUUAUGGUGUUUGUCCCGUUUUUAUCGCUUUUCGUCUCAUUGCAGGCUGAACGGUCAAUUUUUGCAGAACACCGUCUCCCACCAACGGACAAUGUUCCUGAGAUACUUCCUUGACGAGAGCAAUCAGAGAGUGUACACUUUGAAGAGAACUGGACCGUCCGGACAAGAGACUUUGACCGCCCAUCCAGCUCGUUUCUCGCCGGAGGACAAAAACUCCAAGUACCGCGUCAUCAUCAAGAAACGCUUCGGACUCCUGCCAACCCAGAAGGCCAAGACCGUCUGCUAAAAUGAUUGUGUGGGAGUGGCGACGUAUUUUGCGUCAAAAAUUGCGCUCCUUCACACCUAACAAACCAAUCAAUUAUCAACAAGUUAGUCGAACUUUUCUUCUAUUUUUAUCUCAGCUUUCCUAUUCCAGGUAUCUCGUCGUCGUAUCAUUGUCUCAUUCGUUCUUUUCUUUGUCGGUUGGAAGGCAUUCGGCUACACACUCAACGACAUGUUCCUCUGGACUGUCGACGAGCAAACUAUGCAAGGCCGAUUCUUGACGCCGCAAGAGGGAAAAGAUCGAAGGUUUGAGAUUUUCUCCCUGGAACCAGUACCAAUUGUUAGUUUUUCAGAGAGGCUUUGGAACGACAGCGAGACCCCAAAUUACGUUCAAUCACUCCACCUAUUGUUGCUUCGAAAUACGAUCUUGAUGACUAG
Molecule: messenger RNA, 3898 nt
Organism: Caenorhabditis sp. 36 PRJEB53466
Lineage: Eukaryota; Metazoa; Nematoda; Chromadorea; Rhabditida; Rhabditidae
Source: the annotation of a GenBank genome assembly